Haliotis rufescens (red abalone) is the source of this 7566-nucleotide messenger RNA. RefSeq names its product integrin alpha pat-2-like. Gene Ontology annotation, molecular function: integrin binding. Gene Ontology annotation, biological process: integrin-mediated signaling pathway; cell-cell adhesion; cell adhesion mediated by integrin. The record is from RefSeq and is a predicted model, not a curated record. The transcript has 31 exons. Bases 416 to 3586 code for a protein of 1056 amino acids. Gene Ontology annotation, cellular component: external side of plasma membrane; integrin complex. NCBI's taxonomy places the organism in Eukaryota, Metazoa, Mollusca, Gastropoda, Lepetellida, Haliotidae.
CGGAACGCCGGGCCUCUCCUGUCCUACGUUUCGGUAUUUCUAUGUGCCUUCUUUCAUCAUUGACAACCACCGGAGUAAAUCUAUGGCUUGGCGAAUCUACCGUGACCACCGACUAGCGUUGUAGAGAGAGAGUUCCCCCGCACCUCCCCCCGCAAUCGUAUAUCGGGCGAGCUGACUCAGGGAGACCGGCUUGCCUUACAUUUAUGGUAGCGUGGCGCUCCCAUCACAUCGGCACCACCAAUCGGCACGUCCUGAUGCACACCCCCGCGGUUGUAAUGGACUCGCCUAGCACCCUUCUUGAGUUAACGGAAAUAGGUCCAAGACGUGAAAACUUGUAGCCAGUUUAUUAAAAGUAAUCGAACUGCGUCCGAGGAUGCUGAGGUUAUAGAUCUGUGACGGGACGUCUACAAAAACCAUGAUCUUUGGAAAAGGAGUUUAUGCUUGUGUUACCUACCAAAAGAUAAAAAUGUUUGUGAGCGGAGUCGUUGUGAUAUUCGUGAGCUUGUUUCUUCAAGACGGAAGAGCCUACAAUGUGGAUAUAGAAGGGGCUAUGGUUCACUCAGGAGAAGUGGGGUCUAUGUUUGGGUACUCCGUCGCUCAACAUAUAGACCAAUCAACAAGUUGGCUGCUGAUUGGAGCGCCCAAGGCCCAGACCUCGCAGCCAGGAAUUACCAAGGGUGGAGCAGUUUACAGGUGUACCACCAAUAGGAAAAACUAUUGUCAUGAAAUACCUUUUGACGAAAGUGGAAAUAAUUUAAAAUAUGUAGCUAGGACCCAAGACUAUAGAGAGAUAGACGACAAGUCUAACCAGUGGUUUGGAGCCACUGUACGGAGCUCGGGACAAAAUGGAGUCAUUGUGGCCUGUGCUCCUAGAUAUGUGUAUCUUUCCAAAGAUUAUAACAAAAGAGAGCCGGUCGGAACAUGUUACAUUUCAAAAUCAUCUACAACACAAGCUCAGGAGUUUUCACCAUGCAGAAGAGCGGUGGAUCGACUUCCUGUCUCCGACCAGUUUCACAAACACGGCUAUUGCCAGGCGGGGCUUUCCGCCUCGGUGACCGAAGAUGGACGGAAGAUGAUGGUUGCAGCGGUCGGAAGCUGGUACUGGCAAGGUCAGCUGUACAACUACGAAGUAAAGAACAAGGAGUAUGUGUCGACGCGGGAGGGGCCCCCAGAGGACGACGACAGCUACAUGGGCUAUGCCAGCGCCGUCGGGGACUUUGAUGGGGACAACAUCGAAGAUUAUGUGGUUAGCGUACCCAAAGGCGACCUCCAUCUUGGCAGGGUGGCCAUGUUCACCCAGAACCUGACAAACAUCCAGAACAUCACGGGAGAACAGGUUGGUGCCUACUUUGGAUAUUCCCUGGCAGUGACAGACUUGGACGGAGAUGACCUGGAUGAUAUCAUUGUUGGGGCUCCGUUCUAUGCAGUCUUGAAGACCUCCAAGACCUACGAGACAGGAAGAGUGUACAUAUUCUACCAGUCAGAGAAGCACACGUUCAAGGCCAGCAAGAAAGAUAUUCUUGAUGGCAAGGAGAGCUUGUCAAGAUUUGGGCACGCCCUCACCAAACUCGGCGACAUCAACUAUGACGGAUAUAAUGAUCUGGCUGUGGGAGCUCCUUACGCAGGCGAGGAUCACAAGGGGGCCGUCUACAUCUACCAUGGUUCCAAGAAGGGCAUCAUCACACAGGUGUCACAGAUCAUCCUCCCCAAGGACCUGGACACAGGACUGUUUACCUUCGGCUACUCUCUCUCCGGGGGCAUGGACCAGGAUGGCAAUACAUACCCCGAUCUCCUGGUUGGUGCCUAUGGGGCAGACAAAGCAGUUUUCCUAAGAACUCGCCCUGUGGUGCGUGUAUACGCUAGUCUCAAGAUUGACCCUGUUGUUAUCAACCUCGACCAUCGGAGCUGCUCCCUCAUUGAUGACAAGAGAGUCACAUGUCUGACGGUGUACACAUGUCUGGAGUACACUGGCCAGGGCGUGGCUGAGGAGCUGUUCUUCGACCUGACCUGGGAGUUGGACACGCUGCAGCGGAAUCGGUCUCGGGAGGAGCAGCGGGCGUACUACCUGACCACUGAGAAGGACGUGGUGGAGAAGAACACGGUCAAACUGACCAAGAAGGCCACGUGGUGCACCUCCUCCUUUGCAUACGUCCUGGAUGACAUCUCAGACAAACUUACACCCAUUGCUGUAGACUUCAAGUUUGCACUGAGGACGGUGAAGUCAGGAAGCAGCAAUCGUAAGAAGAGGUCACUGGACCCCAUCCUGGACCAGUACAUCAGGACCUCGGUCCGGACAGAGGCUCAAAUCUUGAAAAACUGUGGCCGAGAUAACGUCUGUUACCCAGACCUCCGGGUCCACUCCUUCAGGGUGUCUGCGGCCCACAUCAUCGGCACGACGACGGAGUUGGAGAUCCUCAUCAUGGUGGAGAACCGCGGGGAGGAUGCCUUCAACACACAGCUGUUCAUCAACCUGCCGCAGGGCGUGUCCAUCAAGGGCAUCCAGGGCGUGCAGAGCAUGCAGGGGGUGGCGCCGGUGAGCUGUGACCGUUUGAGAAUAAACAACGAGGACAUGGUGAACUGUGACCUGGGAAACCCACUUCCGACGCGAGCUAAGACCAACUUCACACUCAAGGUGUCUCCAAAGGAUUUCAAUGGAACCAACGACCAACUCGUGUUUGCUCUUGAAGUCAACAGUUCUAACCCCGAGAACCUGACUGACACCGUCAACAACUACGCCAGUGUCUCCAUCCCUGUCACUGCAGCAGCUGACAUCCUCAUCAACGGAAAAUCCACUCCCGAACAGAUUAUUGUAAACACAUCUCGAGUGCGACUGAAUAACGACCAAAUUCGAACACGACCUGUUGAACAUCUUUAUCAGGUACAAAAUCUCGGCCCCAGUUCGACGGAGACGAUAGAUCUACAGAUUUAUUGGCCCAGUCAUGAUAACGAUGGGGAACCAAUUUUACCCCUCACGUCAGCACCUGAGGUUACCAAGGGCAACGGCCAGUGUCAGAUAAUAUUUGUAACACCUGCUAACAGUUCAGAUAUUCUGAGAUACAGCCUGACGGACCCGAACGAUGUUGUCGUGGUGCUUCAGGAACAGAGGUCAGGAGACAGAACAAAACGAGCAAACAAAGGCCGUGUGGCCUGCACUGAUUGGUGCACAGUCAUCAAGUGCACUGUGGGAUACCUAAAUCCAGAUGACAACUUCCUGAUCAAGAUAAGAGCCAACCUGAUGGUGGAUGAAUUUAUAAGGAACCAGAUGCCACAUGCACUCCUGACGUCGACAGCCUUCGCCCGUGUCGUCUCCAUGCCGUACAAACUGAAGUCUGUGGACCCGACGUUAUUUGCUACAGCCAAACAGUCUAUUGUGACGGAUGUGAACAUUGACAAGCCAGACAUUGGUGGCCGGCCCAUCGAGAUCUGGAUCAUAGCUGUGGCAGUGUCUGCAGGACUGCUAGUUCUUCUCUUGAUCAUUAUCCUGCUGUGGUGGUGUGGCUUCUUCAAGAGGAGGAAGCCAGAGGAUGACGGCUACUUGGUUGCCAACGGCAGCCCACGGAACAUUGAGGACAAAACAUUUGAAUGAGCAAAAAUUCACCUUCGAACAAGUUUGGGAAAAAGUUGUAAAAUCUAUGUGGCAUCAAGGCUGAUUCCCACGACCCCUGAAAGAGGCACAUGUUGUGAUUCCAGUGUAAAUUCAAAAGUCCAAGCUGCAGUGUGAUAAAAUGUGAAAUCACAAAACUCUCCAUGUGAUAUCCACGAUAUCAACUCCCUAUGUGAUAUCCAUGAUAUCAACAUAUGGUUGAUAACAAUCUUGAUGCCUAUUUCACAGUAUGCCGCCAUCUGUGCCUUAUUUCAGGGAAUAAGCGAUCGUAACACACCAGACAUUGUGAUUCUGAAACAAUGUUUCCAACAGAAGAGGAACAAUCAUGUGACUAGUUACCAUGGAGACAGUAUGACUUCUGCAUUAGAGUCAUUCCAUCACACUGCCUGAUCACAUGAUCGGUUCACAUCCAGGCUUCCAUUGUCCACGAAUUCACUGCCUUAUAUGGUCAUUUGGAGUAGGGCUGGGACAAGUCCAAAUCUAUUACUCGGGUACCCGACACCCUAUUACCUGACCCUACCCGGGUACCCGUUGUAGGUCUUAAGAGUUGGGUACAAAAUGUCCGAUUGGGGAUUGUUUGACCGGAGCCCUGGCAAAAAGUAUUUAGAUACACGUAUAAAAGGAUCCAGUCAUGCAUACACUGAAGUUGACUGAAAGUCAUCUUUAUUCACACAAAUACAAGUCAGAAGGAAUGGGUGCAUAGUCAGAAAGAAAUGCAAACAUUAGUGACUUGUAGUGUAACCAUGGAGUUCUAGAUAAUUUAUCACGUGACUAACCACGGUUCCAGGUAGUCCUGUGGAUACUUGGGUCCUACUCAAUUCCCACCUGACCGAGUACCCAAGUAACCCGUCCCAGCCCAAACUUAGAGACGAAAAAGCAACAGAAUAUUAAUUUAGUCUACAAGUAACAAACAAUAGACGAAAAAGCAACAGAAUAUUAAUUUAGUCUACAAGUAACAAACAAUAGCAUAAGGUUGGUAAUGAGGUUCUGUGGAGGUGGAAUUCAUAUAUUACCCAAAGUCAUGGCCAGUGUGAGUAUGUAAAAACCUUUAUCGUACCUCAAUGAAAGCCUUUCAUAGCACUCAAUAAUGCUCUCACUUGGAGCUGUCUGGUCAAGUAUCAGAAAUCUUCCAGUGAUUCCAUGACAUAAUGAUUCAUACCUUAUUAUACAUACUUUGAAAUAAUAGUGCAAUAGGGUCAAAUUCUAGGUGUUGAAUAUUACAAAUCCACUACCACGGCCAUGCAAGGGCAGGUGGUUGAACUACAGAGAAAUAUAGAGCCAUAAUUACCAUAUAUGCAAUCAUUCACAUAUUUCCAUGUGUUAUAAAGAUAUAUUCAGUGUGCCAUUAUAGUCAACAAUACUCCUCUGGGUGGUAGUGUACCCAUGGUGCUAUCAACAUAUACUGCUUUCAGUACAACUAAUUAAAUGACCAUUGAGCGGUGUGUAUUCUAAUGGUAGGACAACUAGUUAUUAUCUUCUUAUGAGUGGCGCCAAAGACUUGAGUGAGAGAAUUGUAGUAUGUGCUGCAGGUCAGAGGAAAGGGGGAAUAACUUGUGUAUCUUCUGUUGUAAUCAAAAGUAUAAAACAGUUUGAACGCCAUAGUCUCUUGUUCAAGAUGAGAAAUCGGAAAAAAUGAAAGACAAUGAUGUUAGUGUUUAUUUGAGGUUAGUUUUAUAUCAACACUUGAAAUUAAUAAUUUGAACAAAAUAAAUAUUAUGAAAUAUGUUUUGAAAUAAAAAAAAAAUUAAUAAGAACUAUAAUAUUAUUUGUUUUGCUACAUAAUAAACAUAAAUUGGACAGAAUUAGAUAUUUCUUAUCUAGAACUGCACAUGGUAUUUGAGACUACAUCUGUGUGAAUUAUACAAGAAUGUCUGAUUCAUUGUAUAUGUGUAGUACCAUCAGAAACCAGAUACGAGUAUAGUAGCCAUUGGUUACAUGAAAGUGUGGAUUAUUUUGACAAUUAUAUGUAAAGGGAGUUCCAGUUAAACAUGGUUCAGAAAGAAGUGUUGAUUUUGAAAAAAACAAUUUUUUCAAUGUGUGUUUAUAAAUUUUAAAAAGCUAUAGCACUCUUGUAGUAUGGAGCUGAUGAAAUAAGAAUAAGAUAUAAGUAUUAUGAUAGAUUUUGGUAAAAAGUUACAAAAGUUAUCUCCCUUCCCACUGACCUUCAGGUGAGCCUGUGAUUGGUGUGUUUUACACAAUCGUCGUGUUAGGUUUUAAAGAAGAAUCUUAUAAAUAUUUUGUUUUCUGUAUAAAGAGUUAGGCUUCAUUUCGUUAGAUAUAGAACUUAGAGAGUGUUUGAAUCUUAAUUUAUAUCUGCAUGCUUGGUCGGAGGAGGCACUCAUGUAUGUUUGUAAUUGGAAAUGUAUUAUAUCUGUUUUAAAUAAGCAGCACUGUUUUAUCCUGGUGUGGAGAUGGAUUUUUUAAAUCACGUUCAAGAAUAGUGAGUCUUGAUGAAUGUUAUCCAUGACAAUGGAAUUACGUUUCUUAUUUCAUUGGUUGCUGUUAUGCCUUACUUUGAAAUGUUCAUCAUGAACCAUGUGUACGUGUGUUGUUCAUACAGAAACGCUAGUGAACUGCAGACAACCAUACCAUAGAUAGUGUGUGUUGACUUGGGUGAAGAGUCGUCCGUUAGGCUGCCAUUUUGAAAUAUGUUAAUUUAAGUUAAUGAAUAAACCUCUGAACAUUCGGAUAAAUAACAGACACUGUUUAUCAGGAAUUGAUAGUUUAAUUCCACAUAUAUACGAGGCCAUUGUUGUCUCUUUAUAAAUGGGAAGAACAUUUCUCACCCACUCAAUGCACUCUGAGCAUACUCCACAGUGAUUGAGGGCCAUGUAAAUUAGCCUACCGGUAUAAUUGUUUUUUUUAUGAUUAAUAUGUGCAUUUGGUUUUUUUUACAAGUAAAUGUAUGUUUUUCAGCAUCCAUGAUACCAGUACCUACACAAUAUCUGUUUUCUCCAAAACAGAGCCUAAAGUUAGGCCAAAUAAAAUACAUUAUCAGUUUGACGACAUGAAGCUUAAACAUCUAUAAGUUGCUGAUUGUCUCCCCCUUACUGUUAAAUAUACAUAUAAAUAUAUUUCAAAAUGAAGCCAACUGAUCAUUCUUUACACUGGUUCCUAUCACUUUGGUUGUCUUAGAAAAUGUUCUGAGGCCAAGAGUGGCCUACUGUUCAUGCCGUCCAUUCGUGCCUACUGAGUAUAAUUGUCUCCCCUUAUUAGCAGAGUAGUCUCCCCUGUUGGGUAAUCGACAUUCCAUCAUUAUGGAAACACUUCCUGUCGUAGUUUGGGGAUAUAAGUUGAAAUUGAAAUUAAGGGGUAAGGACAUUUUGUCUUCUUGUGCCUGUAUCAUGUGUAGGGAAACAAACUAGACUGCUUAGUUUAUUGUUUAGUUUGUUUUAGCCCUGUUUGACACAAUGAGAAUAUAUGUUAAUGGGUAAUGGCAUCAGUCUCAGAUUUCACUUAGAUUGAUAUUAAAUGGAAUUAUUGAUACUUUUGUUGAUUUUUUUGGCAAAUUUAAAUCCUUUAAAGUAUGUUGUAUUUUGUCUUAAAUUAAACAUUUCUUGACAGAAUUAAUUUGAUUUUUAUGAACACAUGAAUAUGGGCACAGUAGUCUUUGAAAAUACUUUUGAAUGGAACCGCAGCCAUGCUAAGAAGUAUGUUUUGGCUUUGCGAAAGAUCCUAUAUCAACUGCCUGGCUUCCAUUGACAGCUUGGUAUAGUUGAUGUGUUUUGUAUUAAGAUAUUUUAUUUUAUUUAUUUGAAUGUCUAUAGUUGUCAGAUGGUGUUUUUGUAUAUAUCGGGUAUGUGUCAUUGUAGAAAUAUUUCAUUCUAUAAUAAGAAAGGUAUUAUUAUGUAUGCUUGUGUUUUUAUCUGUUAAAUAUUGCAUCUCUGAAAAUAAUGCUUUUAUUAAUAAAAUAAGUUUUAUGUAACCUUCAUUUUCUAUCAAUUUAACAAAUGUAUUUGAAA